Molecule: messenger RNA, 3738 nt
Organism: Harpia harpyja (harpy eagle)
Lineage: Eukaryota; Metazoa; Chordata; Aves; Accipitriformes; Accipitridae
Product: von Willebrand factor A domain-containing protein 5A-like
Exons: 17
Coding region: 255-2540 (761 amino acids)
Source: RefSeq, a predicted model, not a curated record
CUCGCACGUCUGUGAACAUCGUUUCAUGCUGCAGCUGACAGAUUUCAGUCGUGGGGCCAUUCCUGUGUCUGUCUGCUCGUUCCUGCUGCAAGCCGCCAUUCUGUGGCUUAUUCCAGAGGGGAAUAUGGUUCUUUUACUCCUAUUCUGAAGUGAAGCUGGAAACUGCGACAGUAAAUGUAACCAUCCAGGACUUUGUGGCUGAUGUGGUGUCUGAGCUGUUUUUCCGCAAUGUGGAGCCAGUCUCUAAGGAGACCAUGUUCAUCUUUCCUGUGGACUCUAACACUGUGGUACACAGCUUCUAUGCUACCAUGGGGGACACUCGUAUUGAAGCAAUGCUCUGGGAGAAGGAAGAGGCCCAGCAGCUCUGCAAAGCCACUGCAGGCAUGGAGAAUUUAAGAUACCUGCAGGAUCAGUGGGAUCUUUGGGGUCCUGUGUUCGCUUGUUUCUUGGGGACCCUGCCUCCUAACAGGGAGGUGACCAUCAGCCUGUGCUAUGUCCAGGAGCUGCCACUGCAGCCUGAUGGAGCUGCCCAGUUUUGCUGGCCACACGAGCUGUUGCCCCAAAACAACUACCUCGACUGGAUGUCUUCUGAGGAGGAGAUACCUGAAAACCUGCAUUUCAACAUCUGUCUGAAGUCAGCCCAUGGCGUGUCCCACGUAGCCAUUAACAGCAGCUACACUCCUCUGCAAUACACGGCUCCAGAUCAGACAUCUGCUGAGGUCUCCUUGAAAUCGCCACCCUGGAUGUACAGUGAUCUGAACUUGCUGGUGUAUUACAGAGGGCCUCACACUCUCAGUGCUGUGGUGGAGAGGAGAGAUCCCAAAGCCCCACCUGGCUCUCUGCUGGGAGACCCUGUGGUGAUGGUGACGCUGAUGCCCGACAUUCCUGAGGAGGUGCCCAAUCCAGGCCAGCCUGGGGAAUUCCUCUUUCUCAUGGACUGCAGCCUCUUUCAGGAUGCACAGAACACACUGCUCUUCCUCCUCAAGAGUUUGCCUCUGGGCUGUUACUUCAACAUCUACAGUUUUGGGGCCACUUUCAAAGCCUUCUAUCCGCAGAGUGUGGAAUACACGCAGGAAAGCAUGGACAAUGCAGUGGGGCGCAUCUCUUCCAUCUGCCCUGAUCUGGGGGGCUGUGACCUGUUGGGCCUCCUAAGGUCUAUCUACAGCACUCCUCACCUUCAUGGCCACGCCCGCCAGCUUUUCAUCUUCAUCCAAAGGAAGAUCUCCAGCGAAGAGGAAGCUGUCAUGGCUGAGGUCUACCGUUACCGGGACCACCACCGGUGUUUCUGUUUUCCUACUAACAGUUGUGACAGCUUCAACCUUUCCCAGGCUAUGGCCCUGGAGACAAAAGGUGAAUGUGUGUGCCUCCACUCUAAGAUGGACAUGACAUCCGAGGCAGUGAAAUGCCUGCAGCGGGCUCUGCAACCUAUGGCUAGUGGGAUCUCACUACAUUGGGACCUUCCACCUGGCCUGGAGGUGUCAAUGAUCAGAAAAGCUCCUGAGGUGAUCUUCCAGGGACAUCAGAGCUCCAUCUAUGCCCAGAUCCGUGGGCAAGCACAGGAUGCAGAGGUGGGUGAGGGAUCUGUGACCCUUCAGUACCACGUGGGCAGCCAGUCCUUCGAUUACACACUCAGGUUCUCACUAUCCCCAUCAUCAGACAGCAGGCUGCCUGUGCACCGCAUGGCCAUGAUGCACCUGCUGUGGAAACUGGCCUGGGAGGGGACAAGCAGGGCAGAGAAGGACAUCCAGCACAGCGCAGUUAAGUCCAGCCUCAUCGUGGGGGUUCCAUCCCCCUUCACAUCCAAUGUGGCAGUACGCAUGAAACAGAGGGAUGCCUGGCACUGUGAUUCUUUGCCUCCAGACUCCUCCAUGUUGUUCUCUCCCUCUUGCAACCUGGUUCCCUGCCAGCUGCUCUGGUUGCGAGGCUUCCGACCUGUGUGGUUCAAGUCCACCAAGUUUUGGAUGGUCCAGAAGUGCCAGUUCUGCCUUGAGAUGCUUGGUCACAAAGCCCCUGACACUGAGGCACUCACCCAGCUUUCAGCAUCCUGUAAAGAGCGGGAGCCUUCUCCUGAAGAGCAAGUGAUGGGAGAACCACCAGCAUUUGACACCAGUUGGGACUGGACAAUUUCACCACUGUCAACAAGACUGUGUGACUUUUCCAGGCUCAGGGUAGUGGUGGCACUCCAGAAAGCAAAUGGCUCCUGGGCCCUCACUGCAGCCCUGGCCUCUGCCUUGGGGCUCAGCAAGGCUGAUGUCAAGGGACAAAGGCCCAGUAAGGGUGUGCAGCCAACUGCCUGGGCCACAGUUUUGGCCUUAGUCUGGUUGUACCAGUAUAAAUGGAAGGUAUCUUGGUUGGAGCUUCUGGAGGACAAAGCUUGUAGGUGGCUGCACGACCAAGCUGAGGUCCCGCUGGAUGAAUGUCUGGAGGCAGCAAAUUCCCUGUUAGGCUGCUUUGUGGAGCUCACUGUCUUCAGGAUUGGAACUUACCCCACUACUGGGGGUGGGCAAGAAGCUGGGUGGAAACACAGCCAGGACAGCUGACUCAAACUGGCCAAAGGGAUAUAUCACAUACCAUUAACAUCAUGCCAUUGUGGGAUUGAGUGAGUGAGUGGCUGGGUGGGUGCUUACUUGCUGUCUGGGGCCAACGCACUGCAGCUGGCUUGCUCACAAUUUUGUGCUUUACCAUAACAUAAACAGAGUUUCCACUGGCUUCUGAAAAAUAACCCUAAAUACAUACAUUAAACUUUGAUUCAUUAUUCCACAUUCUGCUUUUCUCUGAGGUUUACCCAAAUAGUCAUCUGCUCAAAAUACCAGAUCUCAGGCAGAAAAAUCCUGUUCAGAUACUACAGAAAAACACCUUCUUCAUGACUCUGUCUCUGUCUUUGUCUGUCUAUCUAUCUCCCUAUCUACCUACCCGCCUAUGUACCUUUCUUUCUGUUUUUUAUAGAAGUGUAAGACCAUUGUUAUUUGGUUUUGCAGGCAUUGAUUCAGUCAUCCUCACAAGCUAGAGGACAGGUUUUCUUUUUUUCUUUAAAGAAGGGUUUGUCAGAUAAAGGGGUGGAUUUCAUUGUAUUGCUGCAGUGCCUACUGCAGGUGCCCAGUGCCAUUUCAGCUGUUCUGAGGUAUCUGAAACAGCUGCCACAUAGGAGGCAGGAUAUAAAGGACUGAUUUUAUGAGGCAACGGCUGAGGAGUGAAUGGAAUGCCAUGUGGCAUGGGAUUCAGUUGCCUAAACAUGGAUGUCUAGUGCCAUUUAUGAUCUUAUAGGAUUUUCAAGUGUAUUGGGUUUACAUGGCAAGGUUUUGGUAGUGGGGAUGCUGCAGGGGUGACCUCUGUGGGAGAAGAUUGCCCCAUGCCAGUUAUAGAUGGUUCCAAAACAGACCCUCUGCUGGCCAAAGCUGAGCCAAUCAGCAAAGCUGGUGGCGUCCCUGUAGAAACAAAUUUAACAAAAGGUAAAAAAUGCCACACAGGCAGAGCAGGAGGGAAAAAAAGAGUGAGAACAGCAGUGCAAACACCAAGGUAAGAGGGGGAGGAGGAGGUAUUUCCCUGCAGCCCAUGGUAGAGCAGAUAUUCAUGCUGCAGCCCAUGGAGAGGACCCACGCUGGAACAUAAGAAAAGGGUGAGGAAGAAGGAGCGCCAGAAACUGUCAUGCACUGAUCAUAGCCCCCUAUCUUCCAUCACCCCUGUACAGAUGGUGGGGGCGGAGUGUAGAGGAAGAGUCAGGAGUGAUGGAGUGAAGUU